This is a messenger RNA of Pecten maximus, 953 nucleotides long. RefSeq names its product neuronal acetylcholine receptor subunit alpha-2-like. The record is from RefSeq and is a predicted model, not a curated record. Gene Ontology annotation, biological process: chemical synaptic transmission; monoatomic ion transmembrane transport; signal transduction. The transcript is spliced from 4 exons. Gene Ontology annotation, molecular function: transmembrane signaling receptor activity; neurotransmitter receptor activity; extracellular ligand-gated monoatomic ion channel activity. Gene Ontology annotation, cellular component: neuron projection; synapse; membrane. Bases 24 to 752 code for a protein of 242 amino acids. NCBI's taxonomy places the organism in Eukaryota, Metazoa, Mollusca, Bivalvia, Pectinida, Pectinidae.
CAACGAUAUACUGACAGCGAAAGAUGGCUGUUACAUGUAUGUUGUCGCUAGCCUUGUUUUGGAGCUCUUUAUUAUGUCUGGUUCCCUCUUCUCUCCAAGAUGGCGCAGCAGGAAAUAUGGACAGAGAAUUGCAGCACAUUUUACAGAACUAUAAUAAAGUUCUCAGCCCGGCUACAAGGGACAAUCAGACAGUAUUGGUUAAACACGGAAUCACCGUAACACGGAUUGUAGACUUGAAAGAUGACGUUAUGACAUUAGACAUAUGGCAGGAUAUGGAAUGGACUGACGUUCGCCUACGCUGGAUGGCUGAUGAUGUUUUACGUCAAAUCAACAUCGCCACGGAUUUGAUUUGGGUGCCCGACAUUGUCCUAUACAACAGCGGAGGAAUAUCGUCUUACCUCCACCCACCAGAUACUCGCCAGGCACACGUGUUGUAUGACGGAACAGUGUUCGUCAGCUCCGCAUUGCGACUCCAUGUGUGGUGCGGGAAUGCGAAUGGCAGUUCACCUGUGGACCAAGAUGGUACCUACACGUGCAAUCUGAAAUUUGGUUCAUGGGGGUAUGACGGCUUUCGGAUGGAUUUACAUGGCCGUAUGGAUGACGUCGACCUCAGUUCUCUAUCCGAGCACAGGCAGUGGAGAGUGAAAAGCACAUCAAUGACUAGGAACGUCGUUCUUUAUUCCUGCUGUCCGGAACCAUUCCUUGACCUCUCGUACACCAUACAACUGGAGCCCAAAUACGGACCCUGUUAAGCCUUUUGGAAUUAGUCCAUGCACUCCAUACACAUUGCACCAAAAUACGGUUUGUCCUUGGCUUUUGUGAAGUUUAGUAUUGUUCUGAAGCUAUAUAUCAUUAUAGGACGAUGUGGAUCAUUGGUCAGUCCACACAUAUUACAUUAGAGCGAGUCCUUUUGGCUUUUGUAGAGUAAUUAAAAAAAAAAAUUUUAUCUGUCA